Molecule: messenger RNA, 339 nt
Organism: Acytostelium subglobosum LB1
Lineage: Eukaryota; Evosea; Eumycetozoa; Acytosteliales; Acytosteliaceae
Exons: 1
Coding region: 1-339 (112 amino acids)
Source: RefSeq, a predicted model, not a curated record
AUGGUACCAUUGUUGUUGUUGUUGUCAUUGUCGUUUGUUGUGGAUGUAGUAGUGCUCUCUACUAUUGCUGCUGGAGGAGGAAUGACCUCAGGUGUUGGCGUUGCUGUUGCCGGUGUCUCCACUGUUGCUGCCGAUGCUGCUGCUGCUGUUGAUGAUGAUGGUACAGGUGCUGACACCUCUGGCAAUGCCUCUGGAACACUUGUCUCCUCGGCAAUUGAUGUGAUCGAUGGACUUGCCCUGAGACUACCAACUGAUGAGAUUGGGGCGGCAGAGGUAGUGAUUAUCGUCGGAUUCUGUUGUUGCUGUUGCUGUUGUAGCUGCUGCUGUUGUUUGCUGUAA